CCCCUCCUGAUUGGGCAAGGCCGAUGCUUUCUACGUGGCCGAUUUUGAGUGUUGACGGUAUUCUCCAGAGCUGAGCGCUGGGGGGGAGGGGAGACCUUAGAGAAGCAGCGGCUGUCAAACCGCCAUAUGGGGUUACAGAAGAUGCCUUAAUUUUAUUUGUCUUUGGAGCUUAUUUGCAAGGGGGUCUUCUUGUGGGGAACCCGGAUCCCCCCCCCUCUCAAUUGCUGCCUGCAGUGGUUCCACCCAGUGUUAGGACUAUGACGCUCUUCCAGAUGCCGAGUCUAUAGUUUUUUUAAUAGAGGUGACUGUGGAUUGAAUUUGCACCUGUGAAACACCGAAACGCCUUAAGAGGUUAAAAACAACCUUGCUGCCUACUAUUUGAAUCAUAGCAACAGUGUUGGCCUUUGUAUCUAGUGGUGCAUUCCGCUCCCAUGGUUCAAAACGUUUUACACCCAGUAUCUUUGAUGAAUAAACAUGAGUGAAUUGUGCCGCCCUCAAAAAAAAAUAAAAAUAGUAAUUUGGCCAUAUGAAAUAUACAGUCGUUUGCACACACACACACACACACACAGAAGUUAUAUCUUAAGAGUGAAAAUGCAAUACAUUACUCCAGAACUAAUGUGAGAAGGGAAUACAAAUUAUGUGCCAUCAAACCGCUGUCCACUUCUAGGGACCACAUGAAUUUAUAUUCUUGUGUAUUUAAAGGACAUUUCAUUCCAUUUCAUUUCAUUACUGGAAAUUCAGUCCCUCCUCCGAAUUUGAAAGAAAGUUCUGCCCAUAUGGACCAUAUAUGUACAACAGUUUUUCUUCUUAUAGAAAUAAUUUCCGAUCACAGAAAUCGCAACCGAAGAGAGAAGGAUUUUAGAGGUUAGAUUUGCACGGAUGUAGAGAUCUACUCAAACCCCAAUUAUUGACGAUAUUUAACCGGAGAGGUGUCGGACAUGAAGCGACGUUUGAUAUUAAUGUCUGGCAAAAAGGACGCUGACAGCGGAAGGAAGGGUCGAGUCGAGAGUUCUGCAGAAAGAGCGCUUGCUAAACCCGAGGCUGUUGAGAAGCAGCCACGGGAGGAACAAUAUGACCGAAGAAGCCAAAAAGCUGGCCGCCUGGGCAGCGGUAAACAAUCACGUGCAGACUAAUCAUGUCCUUGGAAUUGGAAGUGGAUCUACAAUUGUUCAUGCUGUACAUAAAUUGGCUGAGAGAGUCAAAAAAGAGAAUCUCAACAUAGUUUGUAUACCUACCUCUUUUCAGGCACGGCAGUUGAUUCUGCAGAAUGGCUUAACCUUAAGUGACUUAGACAGACAUCCUGAGUUGAAUGUUGCCAUUGACGGAGCUGAUGAAGUUGACUCGGAUCUCAGUCUUAUCAAAGGAGGAGGGGGAUGCCUGACGCAGGAGAAGAUAGUGGCUGGUUGUGCAAAAAGCUUCAUAGUUAUUGCUGAUUACAGAAAAAAGUCUAAAAACCUUGGAGAACAGUGGAAGAAGGGGAUUCCUAUUGAAGUCAUCCCAAUGGCCUAUGUGCCAAUCACUAAGCUUCUGACCAAUAAAUUUGGAGGUGUUACAGAGUUGAGGAUGGCUGUCAAUAAAGCUGGUCCUGUGGUGACAGACAAUGGGAAUUUUUUAUUGGACUGGAAAUUUGAUCAAAUUCAUAAUUGGAAUGAAGUGAAUGUAGCAAUCAAGAUGAUACCAGGAGUGGUGGAAACAGGACUGUUCAUCAAUAUGGCAGAGCGGGUUUACUUUGGCAUGGAAGAUGGUUCUGUUAGUGUACAUGAGAAGCCAGUUCACUGACUUAUCACAAUUACACAGCUCUACUCUGCUAUCUUACUCGUCUGAAAAAUUAUCAUCCUGAUACCAGCCUGACAACUUGCCUUAAAGCAUUCAGUCUGGAUCUCAGUAAAUGGAAUAAAAAGGUCCAGGGAAUGUCAUCUUAAAAUAUAUUUUUAAAUGUAAUUUUUUAAAAGUGAUCAUCAUUUUGAAUGUUUCAAACUUUUUAUUUUUUUAUAUAAAUAAUCUACAAAAAAGUUACUUUGUGCAGUAUUGGAAUAUUUUGACUGCAGUGCAUUGUGAGAGGAAAAAAGUAAAUACAAUAUGUGAUAUGGUUCAAGUCAAAAAACCCAAGAUGUAUUUAUGUGAAAGGACUGUAUCCAGCUAGAAAUCUUUUUGGUUCUAUAUUUCAUGCCUUUAAAAUGAUUUUAAUCAUUAUUUUUAAUUAGAUAAUGUUUUGUUAUAUUCUUUAUGGAGCGACUAAUAUUUCAGCAGUUGACUUUUGUAAUCUAAAUUCAAUUUUAAUUUCUGCUUAGAACUGACUUACUAUAUUUUGCAUCUCCUUAAUUGUUCACAUGUUGCCAUGAGAAUUAAUGUGUGAAAAACAGAUUGUGUCCGGACUGUUCUAGCCAGUGUCACUGACACCAGUCAAUAAUGACUUGAAUUUAUUUAUAUCAACACUGUGGGCAAGCCACAUUUUCAAAUGUUUCCGAAACAGCUUGGAAGAAGUCUUUCCACAAAGAUUGCUAAGCCAAUAUGAGCAAUGUAUUUUAGUCACAAUUUUUAUGUGUAAAUUCAGUACUCCAUUAUUUACUCCUAGUAGCAAAAGAUUCCAGUCUAUUUGAACAAUUAUUUAUGGACAUGAUUUGGGGUUCAAUUCUUAAGAGCUGAGAAUUGUUAAUCCUUGCAUGGUGAUGUAGAUGCUGUAACUAAACACAGAUAAAAUUAGAAUCUUGAAUGAACUAUAAAUGUAGCAAGAAUAAGACACGUAAUUAAGUCAUACUUUAUUCCUUAAUGCAUUGCCUGAUCAAAAAUAUUACUUGAUACUUCAUCUGUUGUAGCAUUUAAAUAAAGUACUGCAGUGCCAGCCA
Molecule: messenger RNA, 2846 nt
Organism: Pantherophis guttatus
Lineage: Eukaryota; Metazoa; Chordata; Lepidosauria; Squamata; Colubridae
Source: RefSeq, a predicted model, not a curated record